This is a messenger RNA of Phaeodactylum tricornutum CCAP 1055/1, 927 nucleotides long. RefSeq lists its product with no specific name. Gene Ontology annotation, biological process: menaquinone biosynthetic process. The record is from RefSeq and is a predicted model, not a curated record. NCBI's taxonomy places the organism in Eukaryota, Bacillariophyta, Bacillariophyceae, Surirellales, Neidiaceae. Bases 1 to 927 code for a protein of 308 amino acids. The transcript has a single exon. Gene Ontology annotation, molecular function: 1,4-dihydroxy-2-naphthoyl-CoA synthase activity.
AUGGCGGCUGCACGGAAUCCGUCCCGGACGGCGCCUCCCACGCCCCGUCGCGAUGGUUUCCACCUCAUCUCCAACGUUCCCAUUGAUUGGGACAAGCCUGUUCCGCGGCUCGGAACCUACGCUUUCCGAGAUAUCACCUACAGCAAGUCAUCAGUGGAUGCGGCGGCACGUAUAGCUUUUGAUCGCGCCCAAGUCCUGCACGCCUUUACCCCUACGACGAUUCGCGAAAUACAAAUGGCUUUAGAAGAUGCCACGGAUGAUCCGUACGUGGGGGUCGUUAUCCUCACUUCCAACAUUGAUGCCGAGCAGUAUACUCCCGCCUUUUGUGCCGGAGGCGAUCAAACCGUCCGCGGGGACGGAGGCUAUCAAGAUGGAACCGAAAUCGCACCGAAACUUCGAGUGCUAGACCUGCAAAUACAAAUGCGCCGGUGUCCCAAGCCUAUAGUUGCUCAAGUCCGCGGGUAUGCCAUUGGCGGAGGACAUAUUCUGCACAUGGUCAGUGACUUAACGUUGGCUAGUACGAAUGCCGUCUUUGGACAAACGGGGCCGCGCAUGGGUUCCUUCGACGCCGGCUACGGCUGCACCACGGCGGCGGCCCUGAUGGGCCAAAAACGCGCUCGUGAAUUGUGGUUUUUGUGUAAAUUCUAUUCCGCCCACGAAGCACAGGCAAUGGGAAUGGUGAAUGCCGUAUACAAAGAUGACGAGCUGGAUGGCGAAACGGCCCGAUGGGUCCGGCGGAUGAUCAGCAACUCCCCCACGGCCCUCGCCGGAUGCAAGGCGGCGCUGAAUGCGGCCCAGGACGGCGCUGCCGGGAUAUCCCAAAUGGGUGGCGAAAUUACGAGGCUUUUCUACCUUUCCGACGAAUCUCGUGAAGGAAGAGACGCCUUUUUGGAAAAACGAGCGCCCAAUUUUCGAAGUAAACUAUGA